Messenger RNA from Andrographis paniculata, 2970 nucleotides. RefSeq names its product anaphase-promoting complex subunit 10. The transcript is spliced from 7 exons. Lineage: Eukaryota; Viridiplantae; Streptophyta; Magnoliopsida; Lamiales; Acanthaceae. Gene Ontology annotation, cellular component: anaphase-promoting complex. Gene Ontology annotation, biological process: anaphase-promoting complex-dependent catabolic process; protein K11-linked ubiquitination. The record is from RefSeq and is a predicted model, not a curated record. The coding region runs from base 2191 to 2766 and encodes 191 amino acids.
ACAUCACAAAAAAAGCAGACCACAUUUCUCUCUCUCUCUCUUUCUCACUCCUCUUUCUCUCUUAUUUUGGUGUCCUUUUCCUUCCCUCUUUCUUUCUUCUUUCUUGUUGUGGUGUCCUCUAGCUCAGCCCUCUAAUUUCUGCGUCCAAGUCACUCACCGAUGAUCAUCGCCAUCGCCGCUGCCCUGCCCUGAUUUCAUCGGUCAGCUACUGCUCCGCUCCCUCCCUCUUUUUCUUCUUUUCUUUGCCCUUUCUUCACAUUUCCGUUUCCAUUCCAAUUUCCAUAUUUCUUUUCAAAGCUUGCGUUCAAGCGAUUCGCGGAUUUCGUGGUUUUUUAAUUUUUUAUUCGUCUGCUUGGCGUCGAGGGUGGAUCGGGGUGGGGGUUGCUGCCCUGGAUCCGUCGAUUCCCUUGUUUGAUUUGUUUGCUGGAAUUUGUACGGGAUUUUUUCUUCCCUUUUUAGGAUUUUUCUUUCUUUGCCCUAGGGAUUUCGGUUCUGAUUUGGAUUGAUUUUAUCCUGUUACUCUAGCUGUUAUAGCAAUUUUGUCCCUUGAUUGUUUUGCCGUUUUCGGAUUUUUUGUUUGGUUCCUUUUUAUAAUUUUAUUAUCGUUUUUGUGUGGUAAAUAUAUGCUGAUGAUGUUUGUUGUUAGAAUGCCUCUUGAAAUGGCUGUUUUGUGCUGAGUUCUUGUGUACGAUUAAUCUCGUGAAGGAUAAAAUUAUGGAAGUUUGGCUCUUUGGAGGGCUAAUUUUUCUGCUAAAACAAGGGGCAAUCUGAAUUACAAGAGCCUGGGAAUGGGAGAUUUGUUAGUUUGAGGUGUUGGAGCAAAUAGAUGAAUUAUUAUAUAACUAUCUAGUGCUUGAUGAAUUCUUUUCGGUAAAUAUAUUUAAUCGAAAAAACUAUGAGUUAACAAAUGUAGUUUUGGUUUUCAUAGCGAUUCACAUAUUUGAAGCAAUGAGUUUAUGGAUGCUUAAGCAAUAUUAUUAAUUUAUUGUCGAGAUAUUGAAUUUGAAUGCAAAAGUUAGCCACCAACAAUGGGUAGGAUCAUUGCAAGAUGCAAGGAUCUCUAUGUAUCCUGAAAUCUGGGGGAGAAAUUUGGUAAAAUGUGAGAUUGCUUAAGUGGGCAUGUGAACUAGAGUUUGUUGGCCAUGUUGGUGAUCAUUUUUGUUUUGUGUGUUUCUUCCAAAGGGCAUAUUCAAUUGUCCCUUUUUGCAGGCGGCCAAUAUGGUGGAAUGUUUAGUGUUACCGUGGGCCGUUUGCUCGCUUGUUAUUUAAAACCUCUAUUCAGUUGGUGUUUGCACAAUACACAUAGUUUGCCCUUUAGCAUAUUGUAAGAUGUAAUGAAGAGCCAAGAUUUAAGUCAUACCUACAACCCGCGAAAGCAUAACUCUCUCUAGUGUAAUUAAUAAAUUUUCAGAGGAAAUGGUAGUGGUUAAAAAAGUUGAGCUGUUGUUGUGUUGUGUGCAUCUGCUUGAGGAGCGGUAGUUCUUAAAAAUACAUGCUGGGUCAGACUGUGUGAAUAGUAAGACCUUUUCGAACAAUGAGAAUGUGGUGAGGUAAAUGAGUCUGUGAGGUUUGGAAAGAUAAACUGUGGUAGUUUAAUUUGGAAUUUGUACAUUUUUUGUAUUGAUUUGUGAAGUCGCUUAAAUGUAGUAUUUGUAAGCAUGGUCUCAAUCGUUGAUCCUAUGAUGUUGUAUAGUGCCAUAUACUUAUCCUAAUUACCUAUAUAUAUAUAUAUAUAUAUAAAUGAAGUAUCUUUAUAAUUAGGAAUGCACAUAUGCUUGUCUAUAUUUCCCUUCUCAAACACCCACCUUUUAAUUUCGAGCGCUUAAUGUUCUUGGGUGCCUAUCUUGUGUUGGAGGAGAGGUGAGGAUGGAAGACGAAUGAGAAUUUAGGGUUAGGAUUAGGAUUGGGGAUGAAGAGCUUGUGACAGUGAUAGUGAUAGGUAGGCGGAGGAGUCUGUAAAGAAGAAUACAAAGGAGGAAGAAAUAGUAACAAUCAGAAUAUGAAGGAAAUGGUAUACGAUCGUGUUGAUUUAGCACACGCAUCCCAGCCAAUUGCCAUGUCUAGGCCGCCCAACCCCACUUCCUCAAUUCUUCUUCUUCUAUUCUCCCCCUCUUUCUUCUCCAUCUUUGUUUCCGGCGUCGUCCUCACUUUCCUCUCCUCCGAUUGCAGUGGGUGAGUAAACCUCCGUAAAUGGCGGAUUCAUUGAAGGGAGAGGAAGAAGGGAAGCUAACUGGCGGAGAACAGCAACUUGUGGUGGAUGGUGAUCUAAGGGAGAUGGCGAAGAAAGCAGUUUGGAGUGUCAGCUCCUGCAAGCCAGGCAAUGGCGUCGCUUCCCUUCGUGACGAUAAUCUCGAUACCUAUUGGCAGUCAGAUGGUUCACAGCCUCAUCUCGUGAAUAUCCAGUUCCAAAAGAAAGUUAAACUGCAAUUAGUCGUUAUGUAUGUGGAUUUCAAGCUUGAUGAGAGCUACACGCCUAGCAAGGUGUCGAUUCGUGCUGGUGAUGGUUUCCAUAACUUGAAGGAGAUAAAGGUAGUCGAGCUGGUAAAGCCACUCGGCUGGGUGCACAUAUCAUUGUCUGGUAGUGAUCCAAGGGAAACGUUCGUGAACACUUUCAUGCUGCAAAUCGCAGUGCUCUCGAAUCAUCUAAAUGGAAGGGAUACUCAUGUUCGCCAGAUCAAAGUUUAUGGGCCUCAACCGAAUCCCAUCCCACACCAACCAUUCCAGUUCGUUUCUACUGAAUUCAUCACUUACUCUACCGUACGGUGAAAGAAAGAUCUUCUUCAUCGAUGACGACGAUCUUUUUGGGUAAUUAUACUUGCAUACACAUUUUUAUUGUUGUAGCAAUAAAUAGUAGAGAUGGAUGCAAAUUGAGGAUGUUCAGCAUGGAGUGUUCUUCCAUUUUGGAAUAUUCGUUUUGACUGACUCUCUGGGGGUAUUUGCCUUCUGAAAUGAGGGGAUAUUUCAUUAGGA